AAGUCGUUUGUACACAUUUCCAGUUCGAAUUCUACCCCCACCACUGCCGCGGCGCCGUAUUAGGUCGACAGCGCUGUAUUAUGAAAAUGAUUCGGCCGUGUCGUUUAUCAGUUUCGUUUGAUCCAUCCUGCUUUACGGCUGCGUGUAGUUGGUUAUAGAGCAUGACAAAUUUUACUGCUUUUCUGUAAUUUUCAAGAAAUAUCAACAAGAUACAACAUUAAUCCCAAAAUACUGAAAUUUAGAUUGAUCGUGAGUAAAAUGGAACUAUAUGUGAUACUGAGAGCCAUGGCAGCAAUAAUGUUAAUAGUGGUAAACUUAACUACACAGUCUUUUGCGAAAAUUCCUAAACGACCUCCCAAUAUAGAUAUUGGAAGCUUUGAAUGCAUACCAUCGUCUGUCAACGAUAUCACAAGAGACGUGAUCGUAUAUUGGCAAACUAUUGAUGACAACGAGAAACACAGUAUUGAUGAAUUGUUUGAGUACCGCGCUUACUACACGUCCAUGGCAGAUAACAAUACCAUUAUUUACCAUCCAUGCGAUAAUAUAUUUGCCAACCAUGCCACGUUUGUCGGACUGGAAUUAAAUACUGGAUACAACAUCAGAGUGUACUCGGCAAAUAAACAUGGUUUAUCGGAAAAAUACGCUAGUAUAUAUGUACCCGGUUUACAGAGCAAAGAUAAUACUGUAUCAUUAUCGCUGAGAAAAGUUAAAAAAUAUAGCGAUCAAGGUAUUUAUGAGCUGUCGUGGAAAAUUUAUGACAGCCAGAAUCUGUUUUCCACGAAUCAACUGAACUACUUCACACUGUAUUGGUGUGAAAACAAAAUGAUCUAUCCUAACCAGUGCAACGGCUUUAUGGACUGGAUACAUGUACCAAGUAGAGAGUCUCGCUUUACUAUUACCGUGCCGGAUAGUUGGAAAGAAUAUCAAUUUGCGAUAAGCGCCAAUAGCGAAACUUUGCAAAAGAGCAGUGCCACUGGAAAUAGAGCAUAUAAAUUCAAAUCGGUUAGUAGUGGAUUGGUGUGGGAGACGUGUACAACAUUGCAUUUAUCGAAAACUAGCAAAGUUAAAAGCUUUUGGACCAGUGAGGUUGGAAGCACAUACAUUGCUUUGAGGUGGAAAUUUGACUGUUCGGAAGAAGUAGAUUUCAUUCGCGACUUUCACGUAUUUUAUUGCCCAGUAGAUCCCGUGGACAAUUAUUCAUGCUUAAAACCUCCAGCGUACCAGUUUGUUGAAAGCUAUAUGAAACAAUACCAAACGCCCUUUGCUUUCAUACUGAGCUUGAAGCCCUCCACCGUGUACAAGAUAUCCAUUGUAAUAUAUACAUUAAACGGUAGAACCAUUGAAACUGAAUCUGUUACUAUGGCUACACUUCCAAACACCGAGUGAAAACUAAUAUUAGGGCUUUUAAUUUAAUUUAAUAAUUUUAGAUAUCAUUAUCCGUUACUUGUUAGUAACGAAAUAAUUAUCUUGGUAGUUAUAUAUGACUAGAAAAUUUUCGGUACUCUGCUUGUUAGUUAAGAAUGUAUAUUGUUAAAAUUUGUAUUUUGAUACGAAUUACAAUUAUUAUAAGCAGUUAAAUUAUAAUAUCGAAUCUGAUGUAUGAUUAUUUAUUACAAACUGUAAUUAUAUAUAGCUAUAUGAACAGCAGAAUCACUUUAUGACUGUGACUUGUGAGACUGUAUAAUAUAUUAUAAUAAGUUUUAAGUUUUAAACAUACAGUAUUUUCGUACAUAUAUAAACCUAUAAUUAUUUCUUAAGGACUUCCAGUACAUAGAUAGAUUGUGUUUACUUUUGGUUUUAUACUUUUAUAUAUAAAUAUAAUAACUAUUCGAUAUUACUUUUCAACAAUUGCUUCAAUUAAUAUAAAUAACGUUAACAUUUUCGUAAAUAAAAUGUACACAAUUGACCUUUGUAAUUUUUAAUAUAAAAUGCAAAUUUCUAAUUUUUGCACCUUCUCAGGAAUUGCACGUAGGCACCUCUCGCCCCUCCUGCUGCUGUCCUAACUAUUAUUAUAGUAUUUUUUAAAUUAUGAUCUAAAGUCAGGGCUUGAAAACGAUAUUGGAUAUCUACUGAUUUUGAAUACCUGUUAAAACCAUUAAAAACCGAAAUCGAUUUUAAAACUGAAAAUGAAAUUUAAAAAAAAUGAAUACUGGAAAAAAUAAAUACCAACAUCCAAAACAGAAACUGAAAUAGAAAAAACAAUUUUCGGCUUCAAACCCUGCCUAUAGUCCAGCCUGUAGUAAUAAUAGUAUUAGUAGUAGAAGUAGUAGUAUUAGUACUUAGUAGUAAGAGUGUA
Messenger RNA from Myzus persicae (green peach aphid), 2296 nucleotides. RefSeq lists its product as uncharacterized. The transcript is spliced from 8 exons. Gene Ontology annotation, molecular function: protein binding. Bases 259 to 1386 code for a protein of 375 amino acids. Lineage: Eukaryota; Metazoa; Arthropoda; Insecta; Hemiptera; Aphididae. The record is from RefSeq and is a predicted model, not a curated record.